AUGAGGUUCCCACAGUACAACAACUUUCCACGCGAGUUACGUCUGCAGAUCAUUGGAGAGUUCGUCAACGACCUCAAUGUUCUCAACAGCCUCAACAGCCUCAACAACCGCGACAACCGCGACACACGCCUUUCACGUUUCGCCGGAGUCGACUCCGAAUGGAACAGCGUGAUCGAAGAAGUCCUUUUCCGCAUGAUCAAGAUCAAUAAGGGCGAGGUGCAGAGUUUUGCAAAGAACUGCGAAAAGCGUCAACAUCUGUUGCAGUCGCUUGUCUUGAACUUGCGUCUUAACUCCUCAAUCACGGGCCGUCCUGAUGACCGCUCUAGGAAUGCGAAAGUCGUCAAGCGCGAAGUCUCACAGGUGUUCCAUGUCAUGAAAGACUGGGGUCGUUCCGAUACACCACGUCGCCUCCUGACCUUCUUCAUCGCCCUCCCUGACAGGCACUGUGGCGCACGUAACAUGUUUAUGAACGCGAUCGGGAUCAGAACCAUCGCCUGCGAUUUCGAAGGGCUUCCCGAGGUACCGAUCAUUGAGAAGAUCUUUUCCUUCCAGCCACCGGAUGGUUUGCAUUUCAUCGACCACCUCACAAUGGAUGCCAUCCACAAGAAGUUGCCCAACCUUGGCUCUCUGUCGCUGGAUUUGCCAAGUGACAUGCCUGUACACGAGACAAUUGAGACUGCCAGAGGCAGAUUCAUCGCCACCCACCGUACAAAGCCGGAGCUGCGCAUGCUGAGAAUCACUCAGGAUCCGUCCAGGCUGCCAGCCCCUGGACACUCGGCCUUUGUAAUGCGUUUGCGGGAGGACGAACAAACAAUCGCCACAUCCCUGACGCCGAUGAUCCAUCUCUGGGCGAACACCUUGGUGACCCUCAUCUUGGAGUGCACCAUUGACAUACCGGAAUUCUUGUCGACGGCUAGCAAGUUAUGGUGGCCAAACUUGAAGACUAUGUACCUUACUGCCAUUCUGGAUGAGUACGACGGUGAGGGUCAUGCGGACUCAGACGGGUUGGAUUCAGAGAAGGCGUACGGAGCCGCCCAAGAGGCGCUUCAAGGGCUCACUGCAGCUCUCCCAUUCAUGCGGAGUCUGAUGGUCAUUGACAUCGAGUUUCGCGAUCCGACAACAGGGUAUUGGGCCUGCGGCUUUCGCGUGGACUUGAAGACCAAGAUCAACCCGCAAGGCCUCGUCUAUAGCCCGCCUCAGGCCAUCAUCAACCAAUAUUUGGCCAGAAGGCUUGAGCACGUACCCUGCCAGUGCGGUGCUCUGACGCAAGGGCCCACGCUCGUCGCGAGGGAUCUCGUCUUGCCAGGAACGCUGGUGACAGACCUUCAAAACACUGUGCGGAAAUACCGAUACCAAGACCUCCAAGCGUGGUGCUGCAGGAUCAUCAAGCUGAGAUUGGGCAUACUCCCCUUCACACGUCUCCCCUGUACACGAUGGAACAGGGAUACAGGUUCCUGGGACUUCUCGUUCAUGAACGACAUGGACGAGUUCAUUUGGCACAUGGGCCAAUUUUGGGUCCAUCAGCAACGGUCGGACUUGAUGAAGGAGAUUUACCCGCAGAUGUUCAUGGAAUCGUUGGAUGCUGAGUUCGAGGAGAACUUUGGGUCUUGA
Molecule: messenger RNA, 1611 nt
Organism: Diaporthe batatas
Lineage: Eukaryota; Fungi; Ascomycota; Sordariomycetes; Diaporthales; Diaporthaceae
Exons: 2
Coding region: 1-1611 (536 amino acids)
Source: RefSeq, a predicted model, not a curated record